AUGCUAGCAGCAUCAGGAUCUCCCGUAGGAGCAGCAGCUCCAGCAGCUCCAGCAGCAGAAGAAGCAGCAGCAGCAACACCAACAGAUGCAGCAAGAGAAGCAGCAAUACAAGCAGUAGCAGCAGCAGCAGCAGCAGCAAUGGAGGAAGACCCUGAUGCAUUAGACGAAGAAGAUGAUGGUCUCCCUGAUGAGUUACAUUUUCCAUCAAUGGAGGCAGCACGUGAAUGGAUGGAGGAGCAGAAGGCAAAAGGAGAAUUUUUCUUUGUAUUAGUAAGGACACAUAAGCCUAAGCAGCCAAGGAAGGGAGUAAGAAGGAAUAUAUCACCAGGAGCAUCAGGAGCAGCAGCAGCAGCAGCAGGAACAGCAGCAGCAGCAGCAGCAGCAGCAGCAGCAGCAAACCCUAAUAUACCUGUAUAUACACUUACUUAUAGAUCAGCAGCAGCAGGAGGAGAGAGUAAUGAUGGGGGACAAUUGAUGGAUAUAACAAGGAAUGAUCCUUCUUCUUCUUCUUCUUCUCCUGCAGCAGCAGCAGCAACAACAACAACAAGAAAAACAACAACAACAACAACAACAGCAGCAGCAGCAGCAGCAGCAGCAGCAGCAGCAGCAGCAGGAGCAGCAGGAGGAGGACUAAUAAGCAGCAGCAGCAAUUUACGUGAUAUAGAGAAAAGUAUAUUUUGUUUACAAGAAAGUUUACAAAAAAUAAGAAGAAGAAUAAAAGACAGAAAAAAAAAAGAAGAAAAAGAAAAAAAAGAAAAAGAAGAAGAAAAAGAAAAAGAAAAAGAAGAAAGAAGAAGAAGAAAAGAAGAAGAAAAAGAAAAAGAAAAAGAAAAAGAAAAAGGAGAUAAAGAAAAAAAAAAAGAAGAAAAAAAAGAAGAAAAAAAAAAAAGAAGAAAAAAAAAAGGAUUAAUACCUCUGCAGCAAAUAGAGGAAGAAGCAGCAGCAAUUGCUGCACAACUGCAGCAACUAAUUACUAUUAGAUCUAUUAAAUUACAAGGAUGCAGCAGCAACAAGAAUAGCAGCAGCAGCAGCAGCAGCAGCAGCAGCAGCAGCAGCAGCAGUAACAGCAGCAAGAGUAAUAGCAAGAAUAGCAGCAACAGUAAUAUACCUGAAUUGCUGCAGCUGCAGCAGCAGCAGCAGCAGAUUGUCCCUGCUGCUGCUGCUGCUGCUGCUGCUGGUAGGAAAUUGGAUACAGAAUCAGAAGCAGAAACAGAGGAGACAGAAAAGGAGACAGAAAAGGAGACAGAGGAGGAGGAGGAGGAGGAGGAAGAAGAAGAAGAGGAGGAAGAGGAGGAGGAAGAGGAGGAAGAAGAAGAAAAGGAGACAAUAAAGGAGACAAAAGAAGAACGUAAUAAAAGACAACAACAAGAAAGAAUACAAAGAGCAAAAAAAAGAGAACAACAAAAAAAUAUAUACUCACCAGCAGCAACAGCAGCAGCAGCAGCAGCAGCAGCAGCAGCAGGACCCCAGCAGCAGCAGCAGCAGCAGCAGCUACCAUCUCCAACCGCACAACCAACAACAGCAGCAACAACAGCAACAAUACCAACAACAGCAGCAGGAGCAGGAGGAGCACCGGAAUCAGCAGCAGCAGGAGCAGCAGCAGGAGCAGCAGCAGGAGGAGGAGGAGGAAGUGAUAAUAGGGGUGGGAGGAAAGGUGCAGCAGCAACAGCAGCAGCAGCAGCAGCAGGAAGGGGAGGGGGAGAAUGGGGUAUAUCUAUGGCAGAAGAGUUGGUGGAUACAGAUGAGGAAGAAAAAGAUUAUAAAAAGGAGACUGCUGCUGCUGCUGCAUGUGCUGCAUCUGCUGCUGCAUCUGCUGCUGCUGCUGCUGCUACAGCAGCAAUUGCUGCAGCAGCAGCAACAGGUAACAAUACAACAGAUGCAACAAAAGCAGCAGCAGCAGCAACAACAACAGCAACAAUUGACGAAAAAGAGAUCGAAGAAAUGCUUGAGCAGCAGCAGCAGCAGCAAAGAAGACGCAGCAGCAAAUUAAUCUUAUUAAAAAGAGACAAACAGCAGCAAAAGAGGAAGUCUCCUCGUCUAAGAGAUUUGCUGCGCCAGUCUACUCCUGCUGCUGCUGCUGCUGCUGCUGCUGCUGCUGCUGCUGCUGCUGAUGGUGGUGGUGGUAGUAAGAAGGGUUCACCAAGAAGUACAAGAGGAAGAAGAAGAAGAGGGAGAGGUGCUGCUGCUGCUGCUGCUGCUGCUGCUGGUAGGCGUAAGGCACAAGAAAAACAAACAGCAGCAGCAGCAGCAGCAGCAAAAGAAGGAGAAGCAGCAGCAGCAGGAAAAGGAGAAGGAGAAGCAGCAGCAGCAGCAGCAGAAGCAGAAGGAGAGACACAGAUAAGUGUCUCUAAUACAGCAGCAGAUACAGAAGGAGAUGGUCUCCAUAUAGAAGACAAUAAUCAACAAGACAGCAGCAGCAGCAACAGCAGCAGCAGCAGCAGCAGCAGCAGCAGCAGCACGUGUGGGGCCCCAAAGGAUGCAGCAUGGGUAGCGUUAGCAUCUUAUUUCUUAAGGCAGGCAAGAAGAUCAGAGGAGGAGGAAGAAGAUAUUCUCUCCUAUAGGGCCUCGCAAGAAGAGCAGCAGCAGCAGCAGCAGCAGCAGCAGCAGCAGCAAGAGCUGCAGCAGCAGCAGCAAGGGGAGGAUACAGCAAUAGAUAAUGGGGAGCAGCGCAUGCAAAUUACUGACAAACGUUAUAGCCUCCCCUAUAUGAGCAACAGCAGCAACUGCAGCAGCAACUGCAGCAGCAGCAGCACCACCUACUGCAGCAGCAGCAGCAGCAGCAGCAGCUGUUUGCGGUAUAGAAUAGAGUCUGGUGAUGAAGGAGAGCGCAGCAACAAAAGAAUACGUCAUCGUGAAUAG
Messenger RNA from Eimeria maxima, 2859 nucleotides. RefSeq lists its product as hypothetical. Gene Ontology annotation, cellular component: nucleus. The coding region runs from base 1 to 2859 and encodes 952 amino acids. Gene Ontology annotation, molecular function: transcription cis-regulatory region binding. Lineage: Eukaryota; Apicomplexa; Conoidasida; Eucoccidiorida; Eimeriidae. The transcript has 4 exons. The record is from RefSeq and is a predicted model, not a curated record. Gene Ontology annotation, biological process: regulation of transcription by RNA polymerase II.